Messenger RNA from Octopus sinensis (East Asian common octopus), 1518 nucleotides. Its product is annotated as apoptosis-inducing factor 1, mitochondrial-like. Bases 1 to 1518 code for a protein of 505 amino acids. The record is from RefSeq and is a predicted model, not a curated record. Gene Ontology annotation, molecular function: NAD(P)H oxidase H2O2-forming activity; FAD binding; protein dimerization activity. Lineage: Eukaryota; Metazoa; Mollusca; Cephalopoda; Octopoda; Octopodidae. The transcript has a single exon. Gene Ontology annotation, biological process: programmed cell death; mitochondrial respiratory chain complex assembly. Gene Ontology annotation, cellular component: mitochondrion; cytoplasm.
AUGCUUUUUGGUCGUUUGUUUACACGACUUAGUAAAUCUUCUAUUUCAAAAAAUAACCGAUUUUACAAGCUAUUUGGGAGCUCAAUUCCGUGUCUCGUUGGAAGUAUCUGCGGUUAUUUCUACUACGAUAACAGUCCUUACAUACACAUGACUGGUAGUAUUAAAGAAAACUUUGAAAAUGGGGAAAAUAGUAGCAAAUAUAUUCAAAAACUACCAAAUCACGUGCAAUAUUUGCUGAUCGGAGACGGAGUGGAAAUAUUCUCCGCCGCUCAGGCGAUUCGUGCCUCGGAUGUGACUUCAAAAGUUGCAGUGGUGUGUCCCCGUGGUCACCCGCCUUACAUCAGGGACGCAUUUGUUAGGGAAUUUGUCGACUUUGAUCGAGACAUCUCUUCUAGACAAGAAAUAUACAAUGUUUUCAAAAAAUUGUUUUUUGAGCAACCCAAUUUUUAUUUGGACAUUUCGGAUUAUUCAAACAUCGAAAAUGGGGCAAUUUUCAUUGCAAACAACUUAAGAGUCGAUUCAGUAGACUCGGAAUCCUGCACGGCAAAGUUUGGCCCAGAAAUUGUGAAAUUCGACCGCUGCCUUGUCUCACCCUCCGCUGUUCCUAAAAUCUCUCGGAACCUAAUUCACAACUUGUCUACAUUUGACGAUUUUUUGGACAUUUUUUCGGUCUUGUCGGAGGCUAAAAAUGUGAUAAUAAGUGGAGAUUCGAUAAUGGUUGCACAACUUAUUUCAAUCCUUCAAACCCACCCUCAACGAUUGUUCAAUUUAACUUAUGUUCGUCGUUCAGAUCGCCCUCUACUGUCGGGAGUUCUUCCUCUUCAUUUGGCUCAAGUUGUGGAGAAUGAACUGGAGAAAUAUGGUCUAAAAGUGAUUAUCACAAAAGAAAACACAGAGACUGUCUGUCCUCACGGCGUGAAGGUUAGUCUGUGUUUGGAAGAUGGGGUCACUGUUGAGGGGGACCUAUAUAUUGAAAUUUCGCCAGAUUCCAGAAUAAACCAUCUCUUCGGGACUUCUAGUAGCGAAGAAGGGGAAGUUAUGGCCGACAAAUAUUUGAAUGUUAGUCCAAAUAUUUGGGCGGUCGGAGAUUCCGUAUCUGUCGAGAAUUUUUACUUUGGAAAGAGGUCAUUUCAAGGAUAUGACAAUGCAUUCAUGUCAGGAAAAUUGGCGGGUCUGAAUAUGACAGGACAUGAAAUGAUUCACAGAAUCAUUCCUAUGUUUUGGUCGUAUGUGGGUCCCAUAGAAUUGGAAGGCUGCGGAGUCCUCGAUCCAGUUUUGAGAACAGUCUCAGUAUUUGAAGACGAACAAGCAAAGAGCAUUUCGGAACGACGAGGAGUGAUAUUUUACUUGAAUGAAGACAGUGUUAUUGUUGGAGUAUGCCUUUGGAAUCCAACGAGAAAAUCUUCUUCUCAUUUAUUACGACAAGUGGUUGCCAGUAAAAUUAAGGAAGAUGAUAUUCUGGGGGUUAGCAAGUUAAUCAACCUGUUUGAUGUUGAAGAUAAUAAUGACGAGCCUUAA